Messenger RNA from Eimeria tenella, 462 nucleotides. Its product is annotated as Neural polypyrimidine tract binding protein, related. Gene Ontology annotation, molecular function: RNA binding. The record is from RefSeq and is a predicted model, not a curated record. The transcript is spliced from 4 exons. NCBI's taxonomy places the organism in Eukaryota, Apicomplexa, Conoidasida, Eucoccidiorida, Eimeriidae. Bases 1 to 462 code for a protein of 153 amino acids.
AUGCUCGGGGCAGUUUGCGAAGGCCAGGAGCUGCAGAUGACCCUCAGCCGCAACAAGGAAGUGCGGCUGCCGUCAGCAGCAGCAGCAGCAGCAGCAGCAGCAGCAGAUUCAACAGCAGCAGAAGACGAAAAACGCACUGUGGCUUUUACCAUGAAGGACCAAAGAUACGGGGCUGAAGACAUAGAGAAGUAUGUGAAGAGCGCAUGCAAGCCGACGCGGACAGUGUUUGUGGCGAACAUUAAUGAAGCAGCAACAACAGAAGACAUAAUUGAAUUGUUUAAACAUCAGGGAAAAGUGAACAAAAUAAAUUUCAAAAAGCCGAAAAACGAAAACAGCAAAACCAAACUCUGCAUCAUGGAGCUCGAAAGCGAAGAAAAGGCGAUUAGCGCCGUCAUGCAUCUCCACAAUUACGAUUUCAUGGGCAGGUCACUGAAGGUGGCUUUUUCCAAAAGCGUUAUUUAG